CUCUGCACAUCUGAUUUAGAAGCUCAAGCGUGGCAGUGUGUAAGAGAGUCAUCCCAGGCGUUUACCAUGAAGACCUGCGUGCUGUUAUCACUGCUGCUGGCGUUGGGUUGUGUGACCAUCAAUGGUGCACCAGUGGAGCAUGUUGGCAUGGAGCCAGGCUCAUGUGAAGAUGCAUCAACAAAAGCAGCUGCUGAGCUGGCUCUUACCAAAAUCAACCAGGACAGGAAGGAGGGCUACAUCUUCAGCCUGCACCACCUGUCCAACGCCCACAUAAAGAGACAUGGAGACAAUGGUGUGGUCUUCUACCUGACUCUGGAUGUUGUGGAGACCAACUGCAGUGUUCUCAGCAGGAAGGACUGGAAGAGCUGUGACAUUCGUCCAAGGGAAAAUAUCAAGGUAUAUGGACAGUGCAAAGCUGCUAUCUUCAUCAGUAAGGUACACAGAGUGGUUCGUCUCUACAAAUACAAGUGUGCUAUCAGACCAGGUACGGUGCAUGAGGACUGUGAUGGCUGUCCAUAUUUAGCUGACAAUAAUGAGGAAGCUGAAAUUCAGAAGACUGUGACCCACUCUCUGGAGACGUUCCACAACCAGAGCAGGCCGGCCAAUCGUUUCACUCUGCUCAAAAUCUCCCGUGCUACUGCACAGGUUGUCGCAGGUUCAAUUUACCGUGUGGAAUACACCAUCCAGGAGACCACCUGCCCCCACAGCACAGAAGCAGUGACAGCUGAGAACUGCCCCCCUAUGGACUGCGAGUUUGCUCACAAGGGCUUCUGUAAGGCAUCCCUCUUCCAGCCUCUCUUGGGUGAGGGGAAAGUCGCCGUUAACUGUGAGAUCUAUGAGCCUGAGGCUGCUAAGAGACAGAUGAAGCUCCACCUUCUGGGCGGAGAGACUGACCACAGCCACAAUGACACACACUCACACAGCCACAACCACACCAAGAGCCACUCUCAUCAUGGCCCCACCCACAACCACACUGAUGACCACGAUCACCACCAUAAACAUGACCAUGCCACAGGCAGUGCCCACAGGCAUGCUCAUAACCACUCCCACGACCACGGUAUGAACCACGAUCAUGUGCACACUCAUCACGCCAAGGCACACAACCACAGCGGUGACUCCCCCAACCACCACCAUGACUACAAGCACGCAGAAGGUGUGCACACCCAUGAACAUGACCACGAGCUGGCGCUGGACCACGAUCACAACCACGGUCACCUGCAUGAACACGAGCACCACCACCAUCACCACAAGCACGAACAUGAGAACACACCCCACGAUGGUGCAAAGGGAACAGUGAUAGUCCUGCCUGCCUUGGGCCAGCCUGUGACCCUGCCUUCCUUCCCUGAUGUCCCAGUUGGUGGCCCUGGAGUUGGAGUCACUCUCCCACUUAAGCCCGACCCUCAGAUUCCUGGACAGAUGGAGCCCACCAUCGAGCCCUUCCCAACCUCAGUCUCUGCCCAGUGCCCCACCACAGCGGGAGGGGAUCAAGAUGUGGGGAUUCUCUUUGCUAAUGACCCCAUGUUCAAGCCAGCUGCAUAAUGUGGUGUAUGAAACUGAUCUCAAAAACUACACACAAAGUGUAGUGAAAUUAUAUUACUCAGUGACUGUCAAUGACUGCUUAAUUUUUCUGUCAGUGUAAUAAACACAGUGUGCAAAACUCAUUUAAUUACUGAACUAUAUAAAUAAAUAAAUGAAUAUA
This is a messenger RNA of Oreochromis aureus, 1699 nucleotides long. Its product is annotated as fetuin-B-like. Gene Ontology annotation, molecular function: cysteine-type endopeptidase inhibitor activity. The coding region runs from base 67 to 1539 and encodes 490 amino acids. Gene Ontology annotation, cellular component: extracellular region. Gene Ontology annotation, biological process: negative regulation of endopeptidase activity. The transcript is spliced from 7 exons. The record is from RefSeq and is a predicted model, not a curated record. NCBI's taxonomy places the organism in Eukaryota, Metazoa, Chordata, Actinopteri, Cichliformes, Cichlidae.